This is a messenger RNA of Physella acuta, 1565 nucleotides long. RefSeq names its product cytochrome P450 2U1-like. Gene Ontology annotation, biological process: xenobiotic metabolic process. Gene Ontology annotation, molecular function: iron ion binding; oxidoreductase activity, acting on paired donors, with incorporation or reduction of molecular oxygen, reduced flavin or flavoprotein as one donor, and incorporation of one atom of oxygen; heme binding. Gene Ontology annotation, cellular component: intracellular membrane-bounded organelle; cytoplasm. The record is from RefSeq and is a predicted model, not a curated record. Lineage: Eukaryota; Metazoa; Mollusca; Gastropoda; Physidae.
AUGCUAGAAGAACUACUUUCCACACUGCCCUCAUGGGCGUGGCUUGUGGUUGUCCUCAUAUCUCUAGUGUGGUGGUACAACCACAAGCCAGCACCACCAAACUACCCGCCUUCUCCUGGUCUGUCCCUGCCUCUGAUUGGUCAUCUCUAUUUGAUGGAGAAAGAUCCAAGAAAAAACUUCAGACAAUGGGCACGGACAUUAGGAGGGGCUUUCAGCUUAAAGAUGGGGACAGCACCGUUUGUAGUGUUGAACAAAUAUGAGCUGAUCCAUGGGGCGCUUGUUAAACAGGGAGAUAACUUUUCUAACAGAUCGAGCACAGAUAUUUUCGCUAAACAGUUUCAAAAGCGUCAAAAUGGGAUUAUUCUUUCAUCUGGCCCUUUAUGGAAAGAAAUUAGAUCUACGUCGAUGACAAUUUUAAGAGAUUUAGGCAUGGGUAAAAAUAUCCUGGCGGAAAAAAUAUCCGAGGUGGUUGAAGUUUACCUGCAGGAGUUAUCUCACCUGGACGGUAGAGCAACAAAUGUCAGGAAUUUAACCAACGCUUGCGUCGCUAACGUCAUCUGUUCAAUUAUCUUCGGGAAAAUGUUUGAGUUGACGGAUCCAACCUUCACUAAACUUUUAACCCUCAACCAAAAACUAGCGUUAGUGUUUUCGCCUACCUCGGUUUUUAACUUUUUUCCUUAUUUGAGGCUCGUUCCUUUUGACCCAUUCAACUUAAAGCAGAUGAUCGCCAUCACAGAUGAGAUCAGAAACUACACAAAAGAUCUAGUCACAGCAAAGAUUCGCCAGUCUGACUCUACCAGUGCUGAUUGUUUCAUCUCGGCCUUUCUCGCUGCAGUCCGCGUUAAGAAUCAUCAUGGUCAGCCCACACUACUGGACGAAGAAAAACUCAGCGUCGCCGUUGAAGAUUUGUUUGCGGCUGGAUCUGAGACUACCAGUACAACACUGAUGUGGGCCAUGCUGUACGCUUUACAUUACCCAGAAACACAGGAGAAAAUCUAUCAAGAAAUUGUUGACAAUGUUGGAACUAAUCGAUCACCUACAAUUUAUGACAAGGCAAAACUAAAUUAUUUAAACGCGUUCAUCAUGGAAACCCAAAGGGUGUCGACUAUAUUACCACUAGCUCUGAUUCACGAGUGUUCACAAGACACGACCGUUGGCGGUUACACCAUCCCUAAAUGGACACAAGUCCUGCCCAACUUGGAUUUUGUACACAACGACCAGCAAGUCUGGGGAGACCCGGGGAACUUUAGACCCGAGAGAUUUCUUGAUGACCACGGUGACGUCAUCGCGCGCGAGGAGCUGAUACCCUUCUCAGUUGGUCGACGGUUAUGUCUGGGUGAUUCCUUGGCUAAGAUGGAGUUGUUUCUCUUCCUAGCUGGUUUAUUUCAAAGGUUCCACCUGCUCCCAACUGACCCAGCCACCUUACCACCACUGACAGGUGUCGUUAGUGUAGUUGUAGCCCCGGAGGCUUUUGACAUCAGGAUGGUGGAGAGAGACAACUGAUGUCAACAGGUUUAUGUCAAAUGUGAUUGGUGUGAUGUAGUUAUGUUGAUGUCGCCAGGUUG